This is a messenger RNA of Scophthalmus maximus (turbot), 4333 nucleotides long. RefSeq names its product malic enzyme 2, NAD(+)-dependent, mitochondrial (gene me2). Lineage: Eukaryota; Metazoa; Chordata; Actinopteri; Pleuronectiformes; Scophthalmidae. Gene Ontology annotation, biological process: malate metabolic process; pyruvate metabolic process. The transcript is spliced from 16 exons. The record is from RefSeq and is a predicted model, not a curated record. Gene Ontology annotation, molecular function: malate dehydrogenase (decarboxylating) (NADP+) activity; NAD binding; malate dehydrogenase (decarboxylating) (NAD+) activity. Gene Ontology annotation, cellular component: mitochondrion. The coding region runs from base 396 to 2147 and encodes 583 amino acids.
GGAACUGGAGAGCAGAGGUGGCGUGGCCAAUCCCACCACCCAGCAUCAUUAACAUAGUGAUUCCUUUUUAACACAACCAAUAAAUGUUUUAACGGAGUCCCUUCUUUUGUCAUCAUUACAACUAUUUCGCUGGUAUAAAUAGUGCUUAGUGUGCAAUAUGUAAUAUAUACGGUGCUGAGACGUAACGGAGACUGAGAGGAACCUCCCGUCGCGUUCAGAAUCUUCAGCAAAAAGGAGUCCUGCCUGCAAAAUACAUCUGGCCCCUCACAGAGCCCUGACCUCAACAUCAUCAGUCAGUCUGGGACCACAUGAAGAGACGGACAACACUGAGACAGCGGUCCACAGAAGAACACAGCUUUCUACCGGUGCACCUUCCACAGCAGUGACUGUCCACCAUGUUGUCCAGGUUGAGGACAACCUGGUCCCUGAGGCCCUGUGUCUCUGUGUGCAGGUGGGCACACACCAAAGAGAAGGGCAAGCCCCUCAUGCUCAACCCUCGUACCAACAAAGGCAUGGCCUUCUCUCUACAGGAGCGACAGAUGUUGGGGAUACACGGUCUGUUGCCUCCCAAAGUGGAGAGUCAAGACGUUCAAGCCAUGCGUUUCCAGAAGAACCUCAAGAAAAUUAAUGAUCCCCUCGAGAAGUACGUCUACUUGAUGGGCAUCCAGGAGAGAAAUGAGAGGCUUUUCUAUAGGGUGUUGAUGGAAGACAUUGAUGAGUUGAUGCCAAUAGUCUACACUCCCACUGUAGGCCUGGCCUGCACACAGUAUGGACACAUCUUUAGAAGACCCAAAGGCUUGUUCAUCUCCAUCCUGGACAAAGGACACAUCCGCUCCAUCCUGGACAACUGGCCAGAGACUAAUGUCGCAGCAGUAGUAGUAACUGAUGGAGAGCGUAUUUUAGGAUUAGGGGACCUGGGCGUUUAUGGAAUGGGCAUCCCUGUGGGAAAACUUUGCCUGUACACUGCCUGUGCUGGCAUUAGACCUGAGAGAUGUCUGCCUGUGACGAUAGAUGUUGGCACAAACAAUGAGACUCUCCUUAAAGACCCACUGUACAUGGGCCUGUACCAGAAGCGAGACCGCUCCCAGGCCUACGACGAUCUGAUUGACGAGUUCAUGGAAGCCGUGGUGGACAAAUAUGGACAGGACACGCUGAUCCAAUUUGAGGACUUUGGGAACCACAACGCCUUUCGCUUCCUGAGGAAGUACAGGGAGAAAUACUGCACCUUCAACGACGAUAUCCAAGGCACUGCGUCUGUCGCCCUUGCUGGUCUGUUAGGAGCUCAGAGAGUUGUUGGCAAACCCAUCACUGAACACCGGGUGCUUUUCUUGGGAGCUGGAGAGGCAGCCCUUGGAAUUGCCAAUCUGAUUGUGAUGGCCAUGAUGGAGAUGGGGAUGUCGCAAGCUGAGGCCAGAAAAAAGAUCUGGAUGUUUGACAAAGAUGGCCUACUAGUAAAGGACAGACUACAGGAAACGGACAGCAAUCAGGAGGCAUUUGUUCACGACAGUCCCGGAGAUGUACAGAGCUUCCUAGAUGCUGUCAACACCAUUAAACCCACAGCUAUCAUUGGUGUGGCAGGAGCCGGGCGUCUGUUCACCCAUGAUGUCAUCAAGACCAUGGGAACCCUGAACGAGCGACCAAUCAUCUUUGCCCUGAGUAACCCAACCACUAAAGCAGAGUGCACAGCAGAGGAUGCCUACACACUCACUGAUGGUAGAUGUCUUUUUGCCAGUGGCAGUCCUUUUGGGCCAGUCACUCUGAGUGAUGGCCGCGUCUUCACUCCUGGACAAGGCAACAAUGCUUACAUCUUCCCAGGUGUGGCCCUGGCUGUGAUCCUGAGUGGAGUUAGACACAUCAGUGACACCGUUUUCUUGGAGGCGGCCAAGACCCUUGCGGAGCAGCUAACGGAUAAAGAGCUGGAAGAAGGCAGACUGUAUCCUCCUCUUGCCAACAUCAGAGAGGUUUCUGUCCAGAUGGCUGUCAAGGUGACGGAGUAUGUCUAUGCUAAAGGCAUGGCGUUCCGCUACCCUGAGCCUGUGGACAAGGACAGCUUUGUACGCGCCACUGUCUGGAACACCAACUACGACUCCUUCCUGCCAGACACCUAUGACUGGCCAGCUGUCAGCUUCAGCCCCAAGACCGACUAGAAACAGAACAAACCCUCGUUGCUCCCCAUGUCCUUAUGUCACCCUCUUUCUUUGGCUUCCAUUUAAUUCUUAAUCACAGAUCUUCUGAGAGGAUCAUAGUUACAUUAGUGCAAAUGAAAAAAAGCAGUAGGAACCUCUUAUUGCUUCCACGUCACUGCAAUUGCACUAACUCAGUCUUAUUAGAUCUGCGAAAAGGUAGGUGGAAGGUGCUGCUUGGAAAGACGGGGACAUUUGUAUGGGAUUAGCUUUUCUCUCUUCACAAUAUAAUUUUAUUUAAAAUCUUCUCUGCAUCACAUGUAAACCUCCACAGAUCUGCAGCACCACCUGUUGGGGGAAAAAAGCAGUGUGGAUAUCAGUUUUCAUUGUUGAAACCUUGAGAUAAGUAAAAAUACCCAUAGAAAUUCUUCCAAAACACAAACACUAGGCAAAACAUACAAGAUAGUGGAAAUGACUUGCCAUGAUUUGUCAUGUUUGUGUCAAUGUACAAUGUCUGUGUAGUCACAAAUUACCUUAGAAUAAGUUUCCCUUUUGUUAAGAAAUGCCAGUUAUCUUUCUUAUUUGAAGAGGUCUUUCACUCCAUAGUUAUUUAUUUUAGUUGUGAACACUCCUAAUGCAGAACGUUUAGCCUUUGGUUAACACUGAAAAACUCCAUUCUUUAUUUUUAGUCCACUCACUGCUGUUCUGAUUAAAAGUGGCUACCUAGAGAUAGGCAAACUUGAUGCACAAGUUUUAACAUGGAGAAUGGGUUUCUACAUUUUUUUACAUCAAGUAGGCCUCUGGUAGCAUAGCUGAACAAACGUUACCUGGUGUAAAACAUACUGUUAAAGACUUUUUCAAAAACAUUCAAGGAAUCUUGCAACUAGACAACACAUCCAGUGUCCACUCCGGCAUUUUCUUUUUAUUUUAUUGUUCACGUGUUAUUUCGUAGUACUUAUUUUAUUUUGGUGGGUUGUCUCCAGAUGUUUUGCAAAGUCAUUUACACGCUUUUGCAUAAGUGUGACAUACAAAUGAAUAUAAUCUGUGUGCAGGAUCAAAUAAUUGGAUAACAUUAUUUUCUACUUCAUUUAAUUUACUGUACAUGCACUUUAGCAUAAUCUGAGACCGUCCGCUGGAAGUGUAUUUAUAAAGCUGUGGUAAAUGUGUCUGUUAGCAGGUUGGUGUGUGGGUUUCGCUCCAUGGAGCAUGUUCAACAUGUAAACACACCUCUGUUCUCUGUAGUGAUCUACCAUGAUGUAAAAGAAGUUGUAACGGUCAUAUUAUUAUUAUAAUUAUUUUUUUUUACACAGAGGUUCAGCUUAGCUCACUUAAUGUAUCUGUUUUUGAUACAUUUAUAGAUGGAAAAUCUUGCUUGCUUAUCAGUUCAUUUACACUGUGAGCUACUAAAAAAUCAUAUUAUUGGCAUAAUAAUAUGAAAAAGGUCACAUACAUCUGGACCUUUUGACCUGGUUUUCAUUCUCACUACCUUAUGAAGAAAGUAGUUUCUGCACAUGUCCUCAAAAAGAUCCUUCGUUAUGACUGCUGUACAGGUUUUGAUGCUACUGGGUAGUGGUGCCUAAAAGAUACUAGAUUGUUACUGGCAAUAUUUAUUUUUUGAUGAAGAAACAGAGUAAUGCUAACAAGUCAGCUUUAACUAUCUUGUGAUCAAAAAAGAAGCAGCUUUCUAUUAAAGCAACAGUUACAUAUUUCAUUUAUACUAUAUUCAUUUGUCUAUUUCAGCUUAACACACUUCUCAUGGGCAUUAGCAGUGUCUACAUUUAGUGUUAAACUUGGUGGAUAUGGUUUCAGACCUUCCUGCACUUAAGUGCCUGCACAGUGUCCAGUGUCUGUUCAGUCGCUCCAAGUUCCACAGUGUAGACAUUGCAACAUGCCGCAGGCUGAGAAACAAUUUUUGUUGUAUUCAACGUGCAGCUUCUGGUUGAGAAGACUUAACAUAUUGUUGAAGGCAAAGUUUUCUUCGCUCACUCAUAGGAUAUGGAUGGUUUUAUUUGAUAAAACAAUAUGUAGGAAAUGUUAACACAUGUCUGUUCAGUUGUUGUUAUUGGAUGUAAUUGUUCAUUGUAAUUGUUGUAAUGCGGCAUCCUCGGUGAUCCUGAAGUUUAUUUUUGUCAUAUUACUUGAGCAUUUGUAUGCAGAGAGCAGCAUGUUCAGUGACGUUAAAGUGCAGAAUAAAACUUAUUUUACACUGA